CUUUAAUGAUCAUAAUCAAACAUAAACAAUUUAACCCUUAAACGUGUUAAUCAGUUAUAAUUUAAAAAAAAAUGAAAUUUUUACAUAUUUUAACUUUGUUACUGGUAGCUUUGGUGGCCUAUACCUCGGCUCAAAGAUGUGUCGGCAGACCACGUAAUCCUUCUUGUACUGGUCCUCGCAAUGUGGGUCGUCGUGGUCGCGGUUGUACUCCUCGUACAAUGUGGUACUAUGAUGCUCGUGGCCGUCAAUGUCGUGAAUUGCGUUACUUGGGUUGUGGUGGCAACAACAAUCGUUGGUGUACUCGUGCUGCCUGUGAACAGAGAUGUCGUCGUCGCCAGGGUUAAAUGACAUUUACAUUUUAAAGGAUAGUUUUGGUUUAGAAAUUUAAUGAUGGGAAGGAAUUAUGCUCGGAUUUCUUAGUUUAAAAAUAAAUAAAGUUUAAAAAUAAAUAAAUUUUCAAUAAUAUA
Molecule: messenger RNA, 467 nt
Organism: Lucilia cuprina (Australian sheep blowfly)
Lineage: Eukaryota; Metazoa; Arthropoda; Insecta; Diptera; Calliphoridae
Product: male accessory gland serine protease inhibitor-like
Exons: 2
Coding region: 72-344 (90 amino acids)
Molecular function (GO): serine-type endopeptidase inhibitor activity
Source: RefSeq, a predicted model, not a curated record